CCGGGACUCCUUGGUGGAUGGCGCCUGAAGUGGUGACAGGUCAACCAUAUGGCCCCAAAGUGGACAUAUGGUCUUUUGGAAUUGUGGGGAUUGAAAUGAUAGAACAAGAACCUCCUUACUGGAGCGAAAGUUCUGGCACAGUAAGGAGCAAAUACUCACUGAUCCCACUGUCUUUCUCACCUGUCCCCUGUCCUGCGUGCCGUUGGAAAAAAUCCCAUUGCCAUCUGCUGGAACUACUUCCACCAACGUCCCCUCCUACAAAUAUCCCUGCAACGCAUCAGCAUCUGCUCUAGUUUUGGUUGCAUCGGAUUUCCCAUUCCCAAACCUUUGCCAGAUGGAAGAGGAGGCUGAGAGGAAGAUGAGGAUGCCCCAGGACACCCAGGCAGACAAGAAGCUGAGGAUGGAGACCAGAGAGGAAAAAUCCCCGUGGAAGAACCUGGAGGAAGAGGCUGUUUUGAGUGGCUGCACGGGAAAGGAAUCGAACAGAGAGGAAAAUCCCCAGAGAUCCCACAGGAGGAGGGGCUGCAAACCCAGACAAGGGUGCUCUGUGGAGGAAAGACCCUCCCUGAGCCAGGAAGGUGGGCAGAGCUUCAGCCAGAGCUCAGAGCUGGUGGUCCAUGAGCAGCUUCAUGAUGGAGUGAAGCCCCACAAGUGCUUGGAGUGUGGGAAGAGCUUCAGGCAGAGCAGCACCCUGAUCCGUCACCAGAUGAUCCACACUGGGGAAUGGGCCUAUGAGUGUGGGGAAUGUGGGAAGGGUUUCAGCUGCAGCUCCCAGCUUAUCAACCAUCAACAAAUCCACACUGGUGAAAGGCUCUACGAGUUUCCCGAGUAUCAGAAGAGGUUUCAGAGCAGCUCCCAUCUCCUCCGCCACCAGCGAAUUCACACAGAGGAGAGAGCCUUCCGCUGCCCUGAGUGCGGGAAGGGCUUCCAGAAAAAAUCCACCCUCAUCACCCACCGGCACAACCAUACUGGGGAGAGGCCCUGUGAGUGUCCCACCUCUGGGAAGAGGUUCCAGACCAGCCCAAAUCUCUGCCUGAAUGAGCGGAGUUACACUGGGGAGAGGCCCUUCCGCUGCCCCGACUGUGGGAAGGGCUUCAAGAAAAAAUCCACCUUUAUCAUCCACCGGCACAUCCAUACUGGGGAGAGGCCCUACGAGUCCCCCACAUCAUGGGAAGAGCUUCUCCAUGAGCUCAGACUUGACCAGACACCAAUGGAGUCACCAGUAAGGGAAGUUCUGUGAGUGCCCCAGCUGCAGGAAGAGCUUCAUGCCCAGCUCCAGCUUCAUUCCCCAUUGGAAGUCACAUGUUGGGAAGAGUGAUCCAUUUUUCCUGUGAUCCAUGCUGGGAAAACAGUUGUCCCUUUUCCUGCCCCUCCCAAUGGCAUGAUGUGUCAUUGAAAAACAUGAGGGUCUGCCCAUGGCCGUGUCAUUACAUUCACUCCCACCUCAGGUCACUGCCAGGGGCAGGAAAGGGACUGUCUCUCUCUCUCUCUCUCUCCCCUGAAGAGAAGGGUGUCCUUUCCAGGCAGGGGAAAUUGUGGCCAGGCAGACCCAGUGAGUUGUGUUGUAGUUUUCCCUGUCAAAGUUUUAUUUAUCCCUUCUGUUAUCAAUAUUGUUUCUGUUCCCUUUGUUUCUUAUCUUGUUCCUGUUCCCAAUAAAUUCUUCUUAUCCCA
Messenger RNA from Melospiza melodia melodia, 1671 nucleotides. Its product is annotated as zinc finger protein 239-like. The coding region runs from base 335 to 1240 and encodes 301 amino acids. Lineage: Eukaryota; Metazoa; Chordata; Aves; Passeriformes; Passerellidae. The record is from RefSeq and is a predicted model, not a curated record. Gene Ontology annotation, molecular function: RNA polymerase II cis-regulatory region sequence-specific DNA binding; DNA-binding transcription factor activity. Gene Ontology annotation, biological process: regulation of transcription by RNA polymerase II. The transcript has 3 exons.